Cucurbita moschata (crookneck pumpkin) is the source of this 2109-nucleotide messenger RNA. Its product is annotated as 4-coumarate--CoA ligase-like 5. Gene Ontology annotation, molecular function: CoA-ligase activity. The record is from RefSeq and is a predicted model, not a curated record. The transcript is spliced from 5 exons. The coding region runs from base 219 to 1877 and encodes 552 amino acids. Lineage: Eukaryota; Viridiplantae; Streptophyta; Magnoliopsida; Cucurbitales; Cucurbitaceae. Gene Ontology annotation, cellular component: peroxisome.
GAAGUCGGUGCGUUGGCAAACGAAAAACAAACAUGCAUAUUGCAUUGUACAAUACAAUACACAUGUAUUAAUAUCUUUUCUUUCCAAUUUUGACCUUUAAACGGCGGCGGCUGUAAGCCUCUAUACAUGCCAACCUGAAAGCCUCCGCGGCCAAAAUCCGUCUCAAAACUCCACCUCCUACUCUCACUCUCGAAAAAUUAUACUUUUCCGGCCACCUCAUGGCGGUCUACGGCGGCGACGUUCCCGAAGUGGAUCCAAGAAGCGGCUUCUGCAAAUCCACGAAAAUCUUCCACAGCAAACGCCGCCCAAUCCCGCUUCCCCCUAAUCAAUCCCUCGAUGCGACGACGUUUAUCUCAUCCCGCCCCCACAACGGAAAAAUCGCCCUCAUCGACGCCACCACCGGCCAACACAUCACCUAUUCCCACCUCUGGGAGUCUGUCGACUCCGUAGCCUCCUCCCUUUCUGACAUGGGCAUCAGAAAAGGCCACGUCAUCCUCCUCCUUUCCCCAAACUCCAUUUUCUUCCCCAUUAUUUGCCUCGCCGUCAUGUCCCUCGGCGCCGUCAUCACCACCACAAAUCCCCUCAACACCCCUCAAGAAAUCGCCAAACAGAUCGCCGAUUCCAACCCCAUCUUAGCCUUCACCACCCAACAACUAAUCCCCAAAAUCGCCAGUUCCAAAUUGCCAGUCGUUCUGAUCGACGGUGAAAUUCAAAUUAAAAAAUUCUCAGUCAAAAUCGUGUCGACGCUGGGCGAAAUGAUGAGGAAAAAAUCCAGUGGAAGUCGAGUUAAGGAGCGUGUGGACCAAAACGACACAGCGACUCUGCUUUACUCCUCUGGAACGACAGGGGCCAGCAAGGGCGUAGUGUCGUCUCACAAGAAUCUAAUUGCGAUGGUUCAAGUCGUUGUGACGAGGUUCAAAUUGAGCGAAGGGGAAGGGACUUUUAUUUGUACGGUUCCGAUGUUCCAUAUUUACGGCCUUGUGGCCUUCGCUACGGGGCUGCUCUCUUCUGGAUCGACAAUCGUCGUGUUGUCCAAAUUCGAGAUUCAUGAAAUGUUGUCGGCGAUUGAGAAGUACAGAGCCACGUAUCUGCCUCUUGUGCCGCCGAUACUGGUGGCGAUGGUGAACGCUGCCGAGCAGAUAAAGGGAAAGUACGAUUUGGGGUCGUUACACACGGCGUUGUCCGGCGGAGCGCCGCUCGGGAAGGAGGUGAUUGAGGGUUUCGUUGAGAAGUAUCCAAAUGUUUCCAUUCUUCAGGGAUAUGGAUUGACGGAGUCCACAGGAAUUGGGGCGUCCACCGAUUCUCUGGAGGAGAGCCGCCGGUACGGCACGGCAGGGCUUCUAUCGCCGAGCACCGAGGCCAAGAUUGUUGACCCGGACACCGGCGAGGCUCUGCCUGUGAACAGAACCGGAGAGCUCUGGCUCAGAGGGCCCACCAUCAUGAAAGGGUAUUUUGGUAAUGUGGAGGCCACCACCUCAACUCUUGAUUCUGAGGGAUGGCUGAGAACCGGCGAUCUAUGUUACGUUGAUGAAGAUGGUUUUAUUUUUGUGGUUGAUCGCCUUAAAGAACUCAUCAAAUAUAAGGGCUAUCAGGUGCCUCCCGCAGAAUUAGAGGCAUUGUUGCUCACUCAUCCCAGCAUCUCCGAUGCAGCUGUAAUUCCAUAUCCAGACAAAGAGGUUGGACAGUAUCCAAUGGCCUACGUGGUCAGAAAGGGUGGAAGUGACAUUUCACAUGAAGAUAUAAUGCAAUUCGUGGCAAGACAGGUGGCUCCGUACAAGAGAAUCCGGCGGGUUGCGUUCGUGGAUUCCAUUCCCAAGAACCCCUCCGGUAAGAUUCUGAGAAAGGAUCUCAUAAAGCUCGCAACCUCCAAACUCUGAAUCAAAUGCUCUUCGAAGAAUCUGGACCGCUGAUGAGACCGCGGGAUGCUGAUUUGAUCUAGUCGGAGUUGCUUUUGCUUUGCCGCCCGUAUAUACUAAUAGUAGUGUUGAGUGGAACGCUGUCGUUUUGGUCCAUGACUACCAAGCGCUUUUACCUUUUUAAAAUAUUUACCUGUGCUGGUCUGAGAAUAAAACUUAAUGAAAGUUAAAUACUUUGGGCCGACAUGGCAAA